Messenger RNA from Enterospora canceri, 1110 nucleotides. Lineage: Eukaryota; Fungi; Microsporidia; Enterocytozoonidae. The record is from the annotation of a GenBank genome assembly.
AUGAAAAGAUUGAGUAAGGAAAAGAUUGAGCUCAUUAAUGUACCAUGCAACAGCCAUUUAUCCAACAGAAAGCUUGCAGUGAAGUUAGGUUUAAGUGAACAAUCAGUACGAAGAUUCAGGAUCAAAAAAAGUAAAAAUCUCCCUGGACGUCCAAAUGUGCUAUCUAAAAAAGAAACCAAUGUCAUUUUACGAAAAUUUGGGUCUGGUUUACUACAGGUUAGUAGUGAUGGGGUAGCAUAUGUUGCUGAAUCGUUCGAUAAAAAAAUCGAAAAAUCAACUAUUAGGAAAUUAUUGAUCAAAAACGGCUUCAGAUCCAACAAAAAAAUUAAAGGACCAGCAUUAUCAAAAAAGAAUCUGAAAUUGCGUAUGGUUUAUCAUGCAAGCCAUUCUGAUUUGACAUAUCAAGAUUUCAAGAAUUUCAUUUAUACAGAUGAAAGCACAUUUAGAAUUUUUGGGGCCGUGGGCGGCCAGACGUACUACAAGCAUGUUGAUGCAUCUGCACCACAACAUCGAAUCAUUCGCACUCUUAAAUUCGGAGGCGGCGGUUUAAUGGUUUGGGGGUAUAUUUCAGGCACAGGUAAAAUCAAGGUCUAUCCUAUUGAAGGCAACAUGAACACAAUGAAAUAUAUUUCAUUAUUACGAGAUCAUGUUCUUGAUGACCUGAUUGCCUCUGGCAUUGACUUGAAAAAAAUGACCUUUGUGCAAGAUAAUGCAAGUUGUCAUAAGUCAGUAAAAACCAUUAAAUGNGGCCAGACGUACUACAAGCAUGUUGAUGCAUCUGCACCACAACAUCGAAUCAUUCGCACUCUUAAAUUCGGAGGCGGCGGUUUAAUGGUUUGGGGGUAUAUUUCAGGCACAGGUAAAAUCAAGGUCUAUCCUAUUGAAGGCAACAUGAACACAAUGAAAUAUAUUUCAUUAUUACGAGAUCAUGUUCUUGAUGACCUGAUUGCCUCUGGCAUUGACUUGAAAAAAAUGACCUUUGUGCAAGAUAAUGCAAGUUGUCAUAAGUCAGUAAAAACCAUUAAAUGGUUUAAAGACCAGAAUAUUAAGCUUGGGAUGCAUCCACCACAAUCCCCUGAUCUUAACCCCAUUGAAAACGUGUGGGCAUGA